CUUCCGGCACAGACUUGCCAGAGGUUCUAACGCGAGGCGCGCGAGGAGAAUGGGUGACGUCACGGAAAGCGGUGGGAGGGCUUGUGUUGGGCAAGCGCGGUAGGCCCGUUUCGCCGACUCGGAACUCAGAGCGUUGAAGGGGUUUUCCAGCAUUGCGGCGGAGCCCACGGUCCUCGCCGUGUCCUCGGCAGCCCGCGCGAAACUGGAAGGCAUUUCUGAGCCUGCGAACCUGCAGCGGAAGUGGAAGCAGAACGCCCUUCCUCAAGUGACUGGAGCUUACAGAUGCGGUCCAGGGCAGGGAACUGUGGCUAGGUAAGGAGGCCAUGCUUGAUGUUGCUUCCAGAUCCCAUGUCAACACCAAGUCCUCAGAUGCUGGUGGCAGCUGCUCAGCAGACCCUGGGCAUGGGAAAGAGACGGGGCCCACCCCGAGCCGUCUGCCUUCACCUAGCUGGAGAGGUGCUGGCCGUGGCCCGGGGACUGAAGCCAGCCCUGCUCUAUGAUUGCAGUUGUGCAGGGACAUCAGAGCUCCAGAGCUAUCUGGAGGAGUUGCAGGGCUUGGGCUUCCUGACCCAGGGACUUCACAUCCUUGAGAUUGGAGAAAACAUCCUGAUUGUCAGUCCUGAGCAUGUAUGUCAGCGCUUGGAGCAGGUACUGCUUGGUACCAUAGCCUUUGUGGAUGUUUCCAGCUCCCAACCUCACCCUUCUAUUUGCUCCCUGGACCAACUUCAGGAUUUGAAGGCCAUAAUGGUUGAGAUCAUCACACAUUUGCAAGGGCUGCAGAGGGACUUAUCCCUGGAAGUCUCCUGCAGCAGACUUCGUUCUUCAGACUGGAAUCUCUGUACUGUGUUUGGGAUCCUCCUGGGUUAUCCUGUUCCAUAUACCUUUCAUCUGAACCAGGGAGAUGACAACUGCUUAGCCCUGACCCCACUACGGGUUUUCACUGCCCGGAUCUCAUGGCUGCUUGGUCAGUCCCCAGUCUUGCUCUAUUCCUUUAGUGUCCCAGAGAGCUUGUUCCCAGCCCUGAGGGAGAUUAUAAACACUUGGGAGAAGGACCUUAGAACUCGAUGUAGGAGGCAGAAUGACUUUGCUGACUUGAGCAUCUCCUCCGAGAUAGUCACAUUGCCAGCUGUGGCUCUCUGACUUCAGCUCUUCACUCAUGUAGAAGAUACUCAGUAGAUGAUCAGCUCCAGGUUAGGGAUGGCAUCUCAAUGACCAAUUCUGAGCAUCUUGAGAAAAUUAGGGAAAAAUUCUGCGAACAGUUGUCCUCAUCUCAGUGGGCAUGGGAACAGGUGGUAGUGGUGUUGGUUGUACAUAGCUGCCAUUUCUAUAGUAGGGAGUCCUCGUGACUUAACUGAGAUGUCUGUUCAUUUUUCACUGGAUAGGGGAUAGAAGAAAGAUUGUGGAGACAGGCGGUGGAAGUCAAGUAGUCUGUUCUUGUGUGGUGGUUGUAAAUAUACCUGCCCCAGUGGGCAGUGUCUGCCAGAAAGUAGAGGACUAGGUAAGUUUUACUGCAUGUUUAUAUACCACCAACUGAAUCGGACUAGGGAGAGUAGACCAGGAUUCUCUAAUGUCUUAUGAUUGUGUUGUGAUGUGUCUGUCAUUCAGGGGUAAACUAAGAGUUCACAGGAACAGAAACUUGUUAGGUGAAGUUUAUUUUACAGUAGGUUAAAAAAAAUAAUAAAGUCAGAAAUCUCUGUGGGAAAACCCACACUCUAAAGUAUGUAAACAUUCUGAGUUUUUUGAGUUUCUUGCUUCAGAUUUUCACCCAGGCAGCUGUCCGAAGUGAUUCAGAUCAUCAGGCUGUCCUUGUUGGCCAGGAACACUGCCAGUGCUAUAGCAAUCAUUACCAUCAGCAUCGAGAGCCAUUGGCCACAUUGCCUCUGUGAGGAGGGAAGGGGAGAAAGAGAAAGAGGCCAUGGGUUGUUUGGAGAAGAUACAGACAAAAAUAAUCUUCCUUCUUCCCAUUCCAGCCCCGUGGAAAACCUUGGGUCAGUAGAGGAGAAAAAGCUUUUUAUAUCAUUAUUUCUCUCACUUGCUCACUUCCUUUGGGAUAAGACCACUUUACUGCUGGUUACUGGUCCCUAAGCCCAGGAUCACUGGCCUAGGGAACCAUACCCAGCAAGGGCCAGAUACUUAAAUACUGGUUAGAGUAAUCAAGGAUGGAAAAUAACUUAGCAACACUAUAUUAUUCUCUAUUCAUAUUCCAUAGUACUUUUGCUCUCCUUACUCUUUUUUUUUUUUCUUCUCUCCUUACUCUUGCCACUAGCUCAUAAUAGGCUAAAAGAACACCAUUUAAUACUUUAGCUAAUAGUAGGCCUCUUCCUUUAGGCUCAAGAGUUCCAUGAAAAUUAGGCUUGGUUGCAUGAGCAAGUGUUUCCCGACAGUUGUUACACUCAAGUAUAUAAACCAAGCUGAAUGGAAUGGGCUGGCCCAACGUUGGCGCGGGUUGAUGAAUGAUCUGCAAGAUUUAACUAAAGGAGGACCUGUCCCACCAUCAUCCAGGGCGAUAUGGGAGGAUAGACCCUCUUACUCUGGGAAGCGGCCGUGGGCUCUGGUUCAGCUCUUCUCGACAGUGCUGCAGCUUACGCAGGCAGGAGAGAUACUCGUCACUGAGGUUGUCUAACUCCAGAUGCAGUUCUCUGCACUGGGGGGGAGAAUACCACCAACAUCAUCACUACCAGUUCCUUCUGGGAUAGAGCUCAGGUCGGGGAGAGGGCCCUAUGUGAGUUACCCCUUCAUUCAUUUGGAAUUUUUACCACCAUCCUCCCUUUCCAGCCUUUACUCAGAGAUUUCAGUUUAUCUUCUGGCUGCCUUACUUAGUUUGCCUGGAACGUGUUCAUUUAAAUGAUUGAUUAUAAUGCAUAUGAUAAUACUAUAUAUUAUACAUGUUAGUGCUUUCAUGUGAUUGUGUAUGUGCAAGUGCUUUGUAAAUGUGGACACCAAAAAAUGAAGUUCUUAUAGCACAAAAGACCUGGGGAUGAUCUUAGUACUGGUGAAGAAGCAUUUUAACAGGACCUAGUUGAGUUGCAUGUGAAUACUCUGGGAAUAUGUAGGUUUCUAAGUAUGUAGAUGGAAAGAGUUUGUUACUUAAAAGACACUAUAUAAAGUUUUAAGAUAACUCUAUGUAGGACAAAGUUUGAGGAGUUAAUAUGUUUAUUAAGUGUGUUUUAGUUUAGGCUGACUUUGUAAAAGGUAACUAUUUAACAAAACCUUGCAUAAUGGUUGGUAUAAAUGAAGAAAGAAAAAGAUGGACAAGUUAGCCUGAAAGCAAAGUGAAUACCUGCUGGCAUCCAAUCACAAUUUAAACUUUGAAAUCUCUGCUCCCUGGCUGCCUCCCAGCAGUUUUCCCUACCAUUGUGGUAUGAGCCCCUCACUACCUUGAGGUCACGUUCUCACCUCCUUUUCCUUGGCCUGGAGCUGCAAAGUCUUCUUUUGCAGCUGGUCUCUGAAAUCCCGUUCUUUCUCCUUCCCUGUACCCUCAGGUUCCACUUCCUUAUGGGAGGGCUUUGGACUCCACACAGGCAAAGCCUGAUCUAAAAAAGCAGCCAGAUUCUCAGUGAUAGUGCGGUCCACGCCUCUGAGGAAGGGCCCUAUCACUGAGAGAAGUCUGGAGUGAGGGGAAGGGAGGGGAGAGAACAAGAGAGGUCCUGUCCCUGACUAGACUGCAUGGAGUAGAAUUUUCUGACUUUCUCCCAUUGGGACCCUGCUCAGCCUUGACACAGCUGGAAUUUGAGCCGCGUGAGGGCAAGGUUGGCCUCUUACUUUUCUUUGUAUCCCCAGUCCCGUUUAAUGGCAGAUAUUUCUAGAGAAUACUUACUAGUCCAAUUUCUUUUGUUGUACUUCUGGUAGGUUUGCUGGAUGCUUCAAUAGAACUAACCCCUUUCCCCUUCUGUCCUUAUUUCAAAGUCAAUGAGAAUGGCUGUCAUAUCAUAGAAUUCACCUUCAUGUGGUUAAAAGUGGUUUCUGAGCCACGCAGAAGUCUUAGUGUUGGUGAAGAGGGCACUGAACUAGGAGUCAGAAAUUCUGGAUUGUUGUCUUAGCUGCGUCCUUAAUUUUUAUGACCAUAGAUUUUCAUUUUCUUGCUUGUGCUAUGUGGGUAUAAUACUUUCUGCCUUAUAUUUUACGUGGUGAUUGUGAUGAGAAAACAAAAGACCACUUGGAGUGCAUACAUGAGGAACUUUUGCCCCCCACCCUCAGAUACAUGAUGCAUUCUUCUCAGGGAGUUAAGGCAGCAGACUCUUGAGGGCUAAGAGUGAGGUGACUGUUGCAUGCAGCAUGGUGUGGAGGUGUGGACUUGGGAUGUGAUUUGGAAAGUCAAAUGUAAAAAUUGACAUUAAAUCCUGAGUUCAAAAUCAGUUUAUUGAAAUGUUCAACACAGACAUGUUUUCAGAGAGAGUAGAAAUUCUUUUCACAGUUUAUGUACCUCUCAGGAUAGGAGGCUAACUAGUUAAAGUGUUCUCAAAGCCAAUGAUCAGUCCUUAAAAAGCUCUGCUAGAUCCCUGACCUCACAGACUCCUAGAACUGCAUGGGACUCCAAGAGGUCAUGUAGUCCAUUCCUCUGCCUCUAGGCAGGCAAGGAAAGACCAGUAUCUUAGAAUUUGUGGAAGUAAAUUUGCUGACCUUUCUUUGUUAAGAGUUUCUCCUGUUCUUGAAGCUGUAAGGAUUGAUUCUGAAGCAGACCUGUGGGAAGACACAAGGAACUUGUCUGUAUGUUGACUGUAAACAAUGUUUUCAGAACUUUGCUACAAACCUUAAUUAUUCAAGAUGUUCCUAUCUGUUAUUGGCUGAAUUGUGCUCCCCCAAAUUCAUAGGGGGAGAGUCCUAACUCCUAGUACCUCAGAAUGUGACCUUAUUUGGAGACAGGUUCUUUACAGAGAUAAUCAAGAAUUUUAGGACAUCAGAGUGGGCCCUAAUGUCUUAUGACUGGUGUCCUUGUAAGAAGGGGACAUUUCAACAGACAUCCAUAGAUAGAAGACAUAUGAAGAAACAUAGGGUGAAGAAGGCCAUCUACAAGCCAGGGAAAGUGGCCUGGAACAGAUCUAUCCUCAAAGCCUUCAGAAGGAACCAGCCCUGGCAACACCUUGACCUUGGACCUCUAGCCUCCAGAAAAAAAUAAAUGUCUGUUUUUUAAGUCA
Molecule: messenger RNA, 5135 nt
Organism: Felis catus (domestic cat)
Lineage: Eukaryota; Metazoa; Chordata; Mammalia; Carnivora; Felidae
Gene: CF1H1orf74
Product: chromosome F1 C1orf74 homolog
Exons: 2
Coding region: 331-1140 (269 amino acids)
Source: RefSeq, a predicted model, not a curated record